GCCACUGCACCUGGACCCCUGGAUGUUACAGACAAGGAUGUUAGAGAUUCCCCCCUCCUCCAGUCCCUGAAAGCAACCCCCACCAUGAAAUCACACACAGCCUGUUGCACAAACUCCAAGGCCUUAUGACACAAUGGAUGCAGGACACAUGCCCACGUCACACAGUCACAGACCCACCAUCUCACACCUACAAACUCCAGCACAUUUGGCCAGGCACGGACACGCCUGUAAUCCCAACACUUUAGGAGGCGGAAGCAGGAGGAUUGCAGUCCAGAAAGUCGAGACCAUCCUGGGCAACAUAGCAAAACCCCUUCUCUCCCCCUCCCAAAAAAAAAAAAAAACAAAACCAGCAUAUUUCACAUGGACUGAGACACACACAGACAUAUGCAGUGGGGGACUGGCUAGGAGUUCCUGGCAGGAUGUCAAUAUCAGGGCCGUAAGGGGGCCUGCCAGAGUCCUCCAUGGUAAUGAUGUGUGGAGUACACCCAGUGGCUGUGGUCAGCCAGGGGAGUGGCAGAGGGGCACUGUUCUCCAGUUGUGGGACUGAGGGUCCCCUUUUCAGCCCUGGUGAAGACUGGGUCCCUGCCCAGAUGUGAAGGCUGGAGGGGGCAGGCCGGGGUCCAGCUGUGGCCACAGGGAGGGGUUGAGUCAGCCGCUUCCCAGCAGUACAACUCAGGCUGGGCCCAGCUGUUCCUGGAAACCAAUAGGAGGGGGUGAGGUCCCCAAUCCAGCUGAUUGCUGCUGGCCCAGACCUGCACACCAGGGCUCUAUGUCCCUACAAAUGGAGGCCUUCAGACCAUCCCCCAAAACGCUGGGGUUCUCUUUACUUAAAACAGGGGUUUGCAUCCUUCUUCCAAAAUGUGGAAGAUUUUCAGCCCUUCUUGCUGAAUUAAAGGUGCCUGGAUCUCCUCACAGUGGGGCUCCCUGUAUUUCAAAACAGGAAUUCCUGCUCUCUUCCCUGCCAACAUAGAAGCUCACUGCUUUUCCCCAGACUUGGGAUUCCCUGACCCCAAAAUAGAGGGUUGUGCUCCUCCAGAAACUGAGCACACCCAGACCUUUCCUUAAAUCUGGGGACUGCUGGCUCCCGGAACAUCUGGGAUGCCCACAACAUCAUGCCAACAUUAGGACAAUUUAAGUCAAUUUCCCUAAAUAUUUGAAUUUCCAGAUUUCCCCUAAACGUCAAAAUCCCUGCGACCUUCGUCCUAAUGUGGUGAUCUCAGCAGGUCCAGCCACCCAUGCUUCUAACAGCUGUGGUUCCUGGCUCACCUCCCACUGCUACCUGGGAACCGGGUGGCCCUGUCUCCCUGUAUUGGCAGCACCCUCUCCUCUGGUGAAUGCGAGAUGGAGCCAACGGCAGCUGUUCCCACGACUGCCGGAAGACAGCCCAGUCCGGAAGCCAGUGCUGCAGGCCCUUGUCCCCUUCCCCCACUAUCCUCCCCAACCGCUCCCAGGGGCUGGAGUCUGGAAAACAACGCGGGAGGAGGUUGUGGGGUUGUGGACGAGCAUCCGAGGCCUGUUACAGACUUUCCACGUUCCAUCUCCCUGUGCCAGCCCACAGGACCUGAGCAGCGGCCUUGCCAUAGCCUAUGCGCUGAACCAGAUGUCAGCAAUCUGAAGACCGUCUUACGGAGCCUGGUAGAGUACUCCCAGGAUGUCCUGGCACAUCCUGUGUCAGAAGAGCACCUCCCAGAUGUGGGCCUCAUUGGCGAGUUCUCAGACCCGGCAGAGCUCGGCAAACUGCUUCAGCUGGUGCUGGGCUGUGCCAUCAGUUGUGAGAAAAAGCAGGAGCAUAUCCAGAGAAUCAUGACGCUGGAAGAAUCGGUUCAGCAUGUGGUGAUGGAAGCCAUCCAGGAGCUCAUGACCAAAGAUACUCCUGACUCCCUGUCACCAGAGACAUAUGGCAACUUUGAUAGCCAGUCCCGUAGGUACUAUUUCCUAAGUGAGGAGGCUGAGGAGGGGGAUGAGCUACAGCAACGCUGUCUGGACCUGGAGCGGCAGCUGAUGCUCCUGUCAGAGGAGAAGCAGAGCCUGGCGCAAGAGAAUGCAGCGCUGCGGGAGCGGGUGGUCCAGCCUGAAGGCGAGGGUACCCCAGGUCUCACUGCCAAGAAGCUGCUGCUGCUGCAGUCACAGCUGGAGCAGUUGCAGGAGGAGAACUUCAGGCUGGAGAGUGGCAGGGAGGAUGAGCGCCUGCGCUGUGCUGAGCUGGAGCGGGAGGUUGCCGAGCUGCAGCACCGGAACCAGGCGCUGACCAGCUUGGCCCAGGAGGCACAGGCCCUCAAGGAUGAGAUGGACGAGCUGCGGCAGUCCUCGGAGCGUGCUGGGCAGCUGGAGGCCACGCUGACCAGUUGCCGGCGCCGCCUGGGCGAGCUGAGGGAGCUGCGGCGGCAGGUGCGGCAGCUGGAGGAACGCAACGCCGGCCACGCCGAGCGCACGCGGCAGCUGGAGGAGGAGCUGCGUCGGGCCGGCUCCCUACGCGCGCAGCUGGAGGCUCAGCGGCGGCAGGUGCAGGAACUGCAGGGCCAGCGGCAGGAGGAAGCCAUGAAGGCUGAGAAAUGGCUAUUUGAAUGCCGUAACCUGGAGGAAAAGUAUGAGUCGGUGACAAAGGAGAAAGAGCGGCUGUUGGCGGAGAGGGACUCCUUACGGGAGGCCAAUGAAGAGCUGCGCUGCGCCCAGCUGCAGCCGCGGGGGAUGACCCAGGCGGACCCCUCAAUGGAUGCCACCUCCCCAGCCGUGGAUAACUUAGCCGCGGAGAUCCUUCCUGCAGAGCUCAGGGAGACGCUCCUGCGGCUUCAGCUGGAGAACAAGCGGCUGUGCCGGCAGGAGGCGGCCGACCGGGAGCGGCAGGAGGAGCUGCAGCGCCACCUGGAGGAGGCCAACCGCGCACGCCACGGGUUGGAGACGCAGCACCGGCUGAACCAGCAGCAGCUAUCCGAGCUGCGGGCCCAGGUGGAGGACCUGCAGAAAUCCCUGCAGGAGCAGGGGGGCAAGACUGAAGACGCCAUCUCCAUCUUGCUGAAAAGGAAGCUGGAGGAGCAUCUGCAGAAGCUUCAUGAGGCAGAUCUGGAGCUGCAGAGGAAGCGGGAGUACAUUGAGGAGCUGGAGCCGCCCACUGACAGCCCCACCCGGCGGAUCGAGGAGCUGCAGCAUAGCCUGCAGAAGAAGGACGCGGACUUGCGGGCCAUGGAGGAGCGAUACCGUCGCUACGUGGACAAGGCCCACAUGGUUAUGCAGACCCUGGAACCGAAGCAGCGGCCAGCUGCCGGGGCACCCCCAGACCUUCACACUCUGAGGACAAAGCUCCGAGAACGGGAUGUCCGCAUCCGGCACCUGGAGAUGGACUUUGAGAAAAGCCGAAGUCAGCGGGAGCAAGAAGAAAAGCUGCUCAUCAGUGCCUGGUGUAACAUGGGCAUGGCCUUGCAGCAGCGAGCCGGGGAAGAGCGGGCACCUGCCCAUGCCCAGUCGUUCCUAGCACAGCAGCGGCUGGCAACCAAUGCUCGCCGUGGACCCCUGGGACGCCUGGCAUCUUUGAGCCUUCGCCCCACCGACAAGCACUGACAGACCUCAUGAUCCAGCCAGCCAGGGCUGCAUCCACCCUGGCUUCCUCCAACUCACGUGGCGCCCAGCAUCAGGCUUCAGCCAGCGGCUUGAGAGCCUUGAGGUCAUGACCUCCACCCUUCGCUCUCCCAGAUUGGUGGGGAGGGAGGGCGGGAGGUAGAUAUAGGACUGUUCAUUUUAGCAAUGUGAUUCUUAUCGUUGAUUCUCUCUGGAGUUCAUGUGCUGCCUAGGGAGAGUCUGAUUUUAUAUUUGAGAAAAAUAAAGACUUUCAAUCUUUG
Molecule: messenger RNA, 3833 nt
Organism: Sapajus apella (tufted capuchin)
Lineage: Eukaryota; Metazoa; Chordata; Mammalia; Primates; Cebidae
Gene: HOOK2
Product: hook microtubule tethering protein 2
Exons: 22
Coding region: 1342-3555 (737 amino acids)
Biological process (GO): cytoplasmic microtubule organization; cytoskeleton-dependent intracellular transport
Cellular component (GO): centrosome; cytoplasm
Molecular function (GO): dynein light intermediate chain binding; microtubule binding
Source: RefSeq, a predicted model, not a curated record